Sorex fumeus (smoky shrew) is the source of this 5171-nucleotide messenger RNA. RefSeq names its product cytochrome P450 2A13-like. The transcript is spliced from 9 exons. Gene Ontology annotation, molecular function: iron ion binding; heme binding; oxidoreductase activity, acting on paired donors, with incorporation or reduction of molecular oxygen, reduced flavin or flavoprotein as one donor, and incorporation of one atom of oxygen. Lineage: Eukaryota; Metazoa; Chordata; Mammalia; Eulipotyphla; Soricidae. Gene Ontology annotation, biological process: xenobiotic metabolic process; coumarin metabolic process. Gene Ontology annotation, cellular component: intracellular membrane-bounded organelle; cytoplasm. The coding region runs from base 39 to 1523 and encodes 494 amino acids. The record is from RefSeq and is a predicted model, not a curated record.
CCAGUCAGCCCCCACUGGCCGUUACUCUCAGAGCCACCAUGCUGGCCUCCGGGCUGCUCCUGGUGGCCCUGCUGGCCUGCCUGACGGUCAUGGUGUUGAUGUCAGUGUGGCAACAGAGGAAGCUGGCAGGGAAACUGCCCCCUGGGCCCACCCCAUUACCCUUCAUCGGGAACUACCUACAGCUGAACACCGAGCAGAUGUACAAUUCUCUCAUGAAGCUCAGGGACCGCUAUGGGCCCGUGUUCACCGUGUACCUGGGCGCCCGGCGCGUGGUGGUGCUGUGUGGCCACGACGCGGUGAAGGAGGCCCUGGUGGACCAGGCGGAGGAGUUCAGCGGCCGAGGAGAGCAGGCCACCUUCGACUGGAUUGCCAAAGGCUACGGUGUGGUCUUCAGCAGUGGCGAGCGUGCUAAGCAGCUGAGGCGCUUCUCCAUCACCACACUGCGGGACUUCGGCGUGGGCAAGCGCGGCAUAGAGGAGCGCAUCCAGGAGGAGGCAGGCUUUCUCAUCGAAGCCAUCCGUGGCACUCAGGGUGCAUUCAUCGAUCCCACCUUCUACCUGAGCCGCACUGUCUCCAAUGUCAUCAGCUCCAUUGUCUUUGGGGACCGAUUUGACUAUGAGGACAAAGAGUUUCUGUCACUCCUGCGCAUGAUGCUGGGCAGCUUCCAGUUCACAGCCACGUCCACAGGCCAGCUCUAUGAGAUGUUCUACCCAGUCAUGAAGCACCUGCCAGGGCCACAGCAACAAGCCUUUAAGGAACUGCAGGGGCUGGAGGAUUUCAUAGCCAAGAAGGUGGAACAGAACCAGCGCACCCUGGACCCCAACUCCCCACGGAACUUUAUCGACUCCUUCCUCAUCCGCAUGCAGGAGGAGCAAAAGAACCCCAACACUGAGUUCUACAUGAAGAACUUGGUGAUGACCACCCUGAACCUCUUCUUCGCGGGCACUGAGACAGUCAGCACCACCAUGCGCUAUGGCUUCCUGCUGCUCAUGAAGCACCCCGAUGUGGAGGCCAAGAUCCAUGAGGAGAUCGACCGGGUGAUUGGCAAGAACCGCCAGCCCAAGUUUGAGGAUCGAGCCAAAAUGCCCUAUGUGGAGGCCGUGAUCCAUGAGAUCCAGAGAUUCGGAGACAUGAUCCCCAUGGGCCUGGCCCGCCGAGUCACCAAGGACACCAAGUUCCGCGACUUUUUCCUCCCCAAGGGUACCGAAGUCUUCCCUAUGCUGGGCUCCGUGCUGAGGGACCCCAAGUUCUUCGCCAGACCGCGAGAUUUCUAUCCCCAGCACUUCCUGGAUGAGAAUGGCCAGUUUAAGAAGAAUGAUGCCUUUGUGCCCUUCUCCAUUGGAAAGCGCUACUGUUUUGGAGAAGGCCUGGCUAGGAUGGAGCUCUUCCUCUUCCUCACUACCAUCAUGCAGAACUUCCGCUUCAAGUCCCCACAGGCCCCCCAAGACAUCGAUGUGUCCCCCAAAAACGUGGGCUUCGCCACCAUCCCACCAACCUACACCAUGAGCUUCCAGCCACGCUGAGCAGGGGUUGGGCCUGGGAGGGGAUGGGAUAGUGGUUUCCAGGGGCCAGAAGGGGAGGAGCUAACUGAUGGGAAGGGUGAAGGGCGGGGCAAUUUAAAGAUUGUGUGUGGGUGAGGAAAGUGGAAGCCUUAGGAAGCAAGAGAAAGAGGCUUUGGGGGCUUGCAUAGAGGAAGAAGGAACAAACUAUUCCCUUGCUAGAGAGGGUCUUCGGAGUUGGGAAAAGAGGCAGGGGAGGGAGCCUUAGGGAUUUGCUGUGAAAAAUAACUGCAAUACCGGAUAUGAGUUACUGACCCUGAACUUGGUGUUUUUAGCCCCAUGCUAAAAAGCAUUACAGACUCUUACUGCUCACAAACCUUGAAGAUGUGAAGUGUUCUUGCCUAAAUGCAUUUUACUGGCGGUAGUGUUGGGGCUCAUAGUGCCCUGAUUCUAUAGCUGAGGUUCCACUCUGUACAAGCAAGAUUUGGGCAAGGACUCUCAUGCAAAAGGAAGCUCAUUCCUGCAGAUGGUUUAUAGAACACCUCUCCUUCAAGUGAAAACAAAUUUAGUGUAUUGUUGAGGAAUGCAAGUAGCUCUGUCCAGGGCAUUUUUGUGCUCACCUGCCUUCACUACAAUGCUUUCACACCCCAACACCAUCACCAACUACAGCUACUGGUUCCAUUCUAGGCAGGAUCAGGGAUAGGAAUCAGACUGACAGUGAGAGACAUAGCUCCCAGCGCAGCGGAGACCUUUUGUGUGCAUGUUUGGGUGUGUGUAUGUAUUUGUGUGUGUGCACACUCAUUCACACAGGCAAGUGUCCACCUUCUCCUGAGUAGGUUCAGGAACUCAAUUUUCUGUGGGUUUCUGCAGGGUGGGCCCUAUCUGAUGCAUCUGGGAUCUGCUCUCAAAGACUGGGAACCACCUACUUACUCUCAAGUCAGUGAUUACAUGUUUGUUUAGAAGUGACGGUCUUGGAGCUGAAGAUACAUUACAGCAUAUAGUGAGCUUACUACCUGGGGUCGAUCCCAGGCAUCCCAUAUGGUCCCGCUGGGCACCACCAGGAGCAAUUUCUGAGUGUAGAGCCAGAAGUAACCCCUGGGCAUCUCUGAAUGUGACCCAAAAUUUAGAAAAUAAAAAAGUGAUAGCCUUCAAGAGUGCAUAUUCUAAAUAGGCAAACACACCAGUCCCCCAUAGAGCACUGUGCUUCUCAGCCAAGUGCUGCAUAAACCCUGCCCCACAGUUUCCAAAGCGGCACAAGAUUUAAAUAAAGUGGUGGGGGGUGGGGAGAGGGUUCAGAAGAGUGUUGAGAUCUGGUCCUCCAGAACCUUCAGGUUUCUUACCUCUGUGAUUCAUAAGUAUGUUCGUUUCCUCUACUGUGUGUUUUUGCAUCUGUGAAUUCAUGAAUGGAUGAGUUCUUUCUUAAUGAAGGGGAAGGAGAGUAAUUCAUCAAAUAACAUCCUGUAGCACAAUUUUUAACACCCAAGUUGAGUGUCAAACUCAUUCCUCUGUGUGCAUGUGCCUUUAAGAAUCUUCUAGGACCCCAGAGACAGUGCAGCAGGUAAGAUGCUUACCUUGUGCAACAUACCCAGGUUGGAUCCCUGGCACCAUAUAUGGUUCCCCGGCCUCACCAGGAGUGAUGCCUGAGCACAAAGCCAGGAGUAAGUCCUUAGAACUGCAAGGUUUGUCUCCCCCAAAACAAAGAAAAGAGACUUCUAACGGACCCUCUCCAUAGGGUCCCCCGAGCACCACCAGGAAUGAUUCCUGAGUGCAGAGCCAGAAGUAAACCCGAGAAUCACCAGUGUGCAAAAAAUAAAACAAAUAUAAAAUAAAAUUGAAAUGUUCUAACAGGACAUAGAUGGAGGUCACUUUGAAGACUUAUGUGACUGGUGAAGAGACAGGUGUUGAAACAUUGUAUGACUGAAACCCAAAUAACUGUGUAUCUCACAGUGAUUUAAUUAAGAGAGAAAGAGAGAGUUAUGUGUCAUUUUACACUCCAGAAGCCUUUGCCAUAAAGCUGUGUGUCCACAGACUCUGGAAACUGGAGGAAUGUUUGGGGGGCGGGGAGAGCUUUUGGGCUCACACCUGGCGAUGCUCAGGGAGUACUUCUGGCUCUGCACUCAGAAAUUAUUCCUGGUGGUGCUCAGGGGACCAUAUGGGAUGCCAGGAAUCGAACCCAGGUCAGCCACAUGCAAGGCACACACCCUCCCCACUGCUGUAUGGAUCUGGCCUGAGUGUAACCUUUUGACACUGGAUUCUUUCACCAAACUCUUUGAGGUUCAUCCAAGCUGCCUGUGAAUAGUUGGUCUUUUUUUAUUGCUGACAAGUUUGAUUGUGUGGUGCUGCCAAGAUUUACUCACCCAUUCAGCUCCAAAAUACAUUUAAUUUGUUUCCAGUUUGCAGAGAUUAUGAAUAAACAUGAUUAUGCUGUAAAGAUCCACGCAUAGGGCUGGAGAGAUCGUACAAGACGUAGUGCACUUACAGAGUGUGACGUUGACCUCAGUUCAAUCUCUGGCACUGCAUAUGGUCCUUCAAACUUCUCCAGUAGUCAUCCCUGAGCACAGAGCCAGGAGUAAGCCCUGAGCAUUUCUGAGUGUAGCCCCAAAACCAAAAGUAUAAGUAGUCAUGUAUAGAUUUUGGUGUGAGCACAAGUUUUUAUUUCUUUUGUUCUGGGAAAGUGAGUGUUGGUCCAUACCUGGUGAUGCUCAGGGGUCACUCCUGGUGGCUCUCACGGGAUUAUACGUGGUGCUGGGGUCAUUCACAUGCAAGGCAAACUCCUUAACUCCUACACUGUUGUGGAAUUCAAAAAUCCAGCAAAAAAUCAAGCUGCACAUCUUGAGAAAUAGAGAAAUGCUCUUUUAUUUUGCUAGUGGAUCCAGUUGAGCUUGUGCCCCUGAACUGGGCCCAGAACAAAGUUGAAAGCUCUGUUUUCUAGAAUAUCUGAUGAGGGUGAGGGCUUUUGCAGGCAUCUGGCAGGAAACUACAGAAGCAGCAAUUCCCAAGCAGUUUGCAAAGCAGGGUCUGGACCACUUCAGGGCCACAUCUGGAGGACAUGCCAGGGUUUCCAAGGUUACAGAGCCAGGCUAUGACCAUCUUAGGGACAUCCCAAAUGUACUCCAUGUUUAUACCAUGUCCCCCAGACUCUGCUGCCCCUGACAGCUCCAACUCACUGCCUUCUAGCCUGUUCGGGUCUGUUUUCCUCAUAUAUAUAUAUAUAUAUAUAUAUCCCUCUCUCCCUCUCUGUCUCUCUCUGUCUCUCUGUCUCUCUCUGUCUCUCUCUCUGAUUUCCACAAGCUUUUAUUGUUUGAGAAUAAAUAGCUAGAAGAGAUUCUGGGUCAUCUGGUGACAUGUACAUGGAACAUUUUAAGAGAUUAUCAGAGAUAAGGCACUGGUAGAACUUUACAAGAAAAAACAUCCAACCCCAUCAAAAAAGGGGAAAAGAAAUGAGCAGAAAGUUUCUCAAAGAAGAAAUACAAAUGGCUAAAAGACAUAUGGAAGGGCUGGAGAGAUAGCACAGCGGGUAGGGCGUUUGCCUUGCACACAGCCGACCCGAGUUUGAUUCCCAGCAUCCCAUAUGGUCCCCUGAGCACCGCCAGGAGUAACUCCUGAGUGCAGAGCCAGGAGGAACCCCUGUGCAUUGCCGGGUGUGACCCAAAGAGCAAAAAAAAAACAAAA